Messenger RNA from Homarus americanus (American lobster), 1873 nucleotides. RefSeq names its product replication factor C subunit 2-like (gene RfC4). The record is from RefSeq and is a predicted model, not a curated record. The transcript is spliced from 8 exons. NCBI's taxonomy places the organism in Eukaryota, Metazoa, Arthropoda, Malacostraca, Decapoda, Nephropidae. Gene Ontology annotation, biological process: DNA repair; DNA-templated DNA replication. The coding region runs from base 24 to 1076 and encodes 350 amino acids. Gene Ontology annotation, cellular component: nucleus; DNA replication factor C complex. Gene Ontology annotation, molecular function: DNA binding; ATP hydrolysis activity; DNA clamp loader activity.
UUCCCGCCAGUAUUAGUAUCAACAUGGCCUCCACAGACUCGACCAUGGAGGUGGAUCUUCCCUCUAAUUCAACUCAACCAACACCUUCAGGGUCUAAAGCUGCCCACACACCAUGGGUUGAAAAAUAUCGGCCUACGACAUUUCCCGAGAUUGUUGGUAAUGAUGAGACUGUGGCAAGGCUGGAAGUGUUUGCCAAGCAAGGCAAUGUUCCCAACAUUAUUAUAGCGGGCCCUCCUGGUGUUGGCAAGACAACCACCAUCUUAUGCUUAGCGAGGGCAAUUUUAGGUUCAAGUUUUAAAGAGGCUGUGAUGGAAUUGAAUGCUUCAAAUGAUCGUGGUAUUGAUGUUGUGAGAAACAAGAUCAAAAUGUUUGCCCAGCAGAAAGUAACACUGCCAAAAGGAAAGCAUAAAAUUAUUAUAUUGGAUGAAGCAGACAGUAUGACAGAUGGUGCUCAACAAGCUUUGAGAAGAACAAUGGAACUGUACUCCAAUACCACCCGCUUUGCCUUAGCUUGCAACUCGUCUGAAAAAAUUAUUGAACCAAUUCAAUCAAGAUGUGCUAUGUUGAGGUAUUCCAAGCUCAGUGACUCCCAGGUACUUUCUAGAAUUCUGGAAGUAUGCUCGAAGGAGGACUUGAGUUAUACAGAAGAUGGUAUGGAAGCGAUAGUGUUCACCUCUCAAGGAGACAUGCGACAGGCGUUAAACAAUCUUCAGUCCACCGCACAAGGAUUUGGUCAUGUGUCAUCUGAAAAUGUGUUCAAGGUGUGUGAUGAACCACAUCCAAUUUUGAUCAAAGACAUGAUUCUCUGUUGUGUAAAUGCUAAAUUUGAUGAUGCUUAUAAGAUCUUAGCUCACCUCUGGAAGUUGGGCUAUGCUGCUGAAGACAUUAUCAGCAAUGUUUUCAGAGUCUGCAAAAACACUAAUAUGGCUGAGUUUCUCAAGUUAGAAUUUAUUAAGGAAAUAGGUCUCACCCAUCUACGUAUAGUCCAAGGAACAUCAUCGCUCCUCCAGUUGUCAGGACUCCUGGCUAGAUUGUGUUCAAAAUCGCUUGAACCUUCCAAAAUACCAACUUUUUAAGAACCUCGCUCCACUUAGUACAAGGUGGCCGACUUCAAGAAUAACACAUAUUCUCUUCAUUCAUUGUCAUACAUUCAUAUACAAUAUACCGAUGUGAUAUGGUGUGGUGUUCCUCUUCCACAACAAGACCCCAAAUACCCAUCUAGCUCAUGAUAUUUGAUUUUAUAUUUUAUAACACUCACAUAUUUAAGGUAUAUAGUCUUACUUCAGGUCUUUUGUGUAAUUGAUGGCAGGGGAAUUUUGUAGUGUAUGUAGGGUGAAUUUUUGUACACCAUCCAAUUGUGCAGGCAGACAUUUAUUAGCCAUAUCCCACUCCCAUCUACAUGGAAUAAAACACAGGUACUGUACACAUAAGACUCAUCAGCCUCACAAGAUAUCAUUAUGAUCCCUGCACCACUGACUCUCGGAUGUGGUAAAUAAUACAGGUUAUUGGUAGAUAUAUAGACAGGCAUUUCUUGAAUUAUGUGAAAGUUCUGUUCUAGAAAACCAUCCAUAAAUCUAUGCUCCGUGAGUCGAGAUAUGCCUGAACUUUACAACCUUCCAUUGUAAUUGGAUUGGGAAGUUCAUAUUGCAAUUUACAGUCCUCCCUGAAAUUACAAAAGGUUACUGUUCCUCAAUUUACAAGUUUACUGUAACUGAAUAACUCUUUAAACAUAGAUUGAUGGAUGUCUGGAGAUAAUCUGUGGAGAUUGUUUUAAUAAAAUUUGAUAUUUUCUAGCAAUUCAAAAUGACUUUUGCCAUUUCCUCUGUUUUAUAUACUAUACAGUUUUGUUCUCUAUUAAACAUUGUCAUAAAUA